UGCCUGUUCACACCAUCAUGAUGGCUCUGGAGAACAGCCAGGCCAAACCAUCGCGCAACACACCUCGCCGAGCAUCAGUCCCGGCCAAAUGCUGAGGCACUGUAGCCGCAUUGCUUUUGCUGAAAACCCAGCUGAAUUCUUAACGUAAUCACUCCUGACACGGUCCCCGAACAGGUUUGCCACGUGGGCACGGGAACACCGGGAGGCAGCAGGACGAGGCGGGGACGCGUGGGAACAGCCACGGGGCCGGGGGAAGCUGGCGGAGCCGGGUGCGGCGAGCGUUCCGCCGCUGCUCCAGCGCUCCUCACGGCGCGGCUGAACGCGCCCAGCCCGGGGACGGCGGCGUUACGGAACCCACGGAGCCACUGCUGCCACCGGGGCCGAGCGAGCGUCUGCCCGCCUCCACAGCGGCACGGAGACCGCGGACACCCUCAUCUUCCGUCCUCCAUUGCGAAGAGCUCCAGGCUGCAUGUGCUAAAACAACACAAACCUCUAGGACACUCAUGAGGGUGCCCGGACUGAGCGGAUGAGGGAAAUUGGAUGGCAAGAGUGAGAAGUGGCUGUUCAGAAGAGGUCGUGGCUGAGGAUUAAUAACAUGUCUAAAGAAAUGCAGGAACUACAGAAGCAAUGGCACUCCGUGAUGCAGAUCAUCCACAGCAACGAAAAUGUUGUUGCCUUUAUGAAUUCUCGCAUUGGCCAAUAUUUAGAUGACCAUCCUUUUGUUGCCUUAUCACUCCUGAUGUUUAUUGCAGUGUCAGCUAUUCCUGUUGGAUUUUUCCUGGUCUUUGUUGUUACAACAGCUGUAAUGGCCUGUAUUGGUGUGAUAGUCAUGGAAGGUGUUGUCAUAGCCAUAGGUGGCAUAGCCCUACUGUGUGUGCUGUGUGGUCUGGGAGCCCUGUCCCUGGGAGUUUCUGGAGUGCUGAGCGUUUCUUACGUUGCACUUUCAACUCUGGUCAACUACUGGUGUGCAUCAAGGGGUCAGAUGAGGAAGCAAGAUGUUAAUGGAAGUUUACCACAGAAGCAGCCUGGCUUGGAUCUUUCUGCCAAUACUGGAAAGAGUGAAUAAGUAGGUUUCUCCAGACUUCAUAAGCACUUAGCUGUACAAUCCCAGCAUUUGCUAUGUAAUUGUUCACUCAUCAAGCAUUCAGUCAUUGUGUACUCCUGGAAACUGAGGAAAAUCAAUAUACAUAUUACACUGGCACUGUAAAAGGGAUUUUAAGAAUAACCAAGAAGCAGCAGUGCAGUACUAAGAGUAUGUGCAUGAUGGAGUGUUCCACAGAAUUUGGUAAAAGGCUGUAGUAAUAGUGGGUACUGUUAAGUCAAUGGCAAGUAGGUUGACAGAAAUGGGAGGGAGAUAUUUGACUUCCCAGAUACUGGAGUUCUGAACGUACUGUCUUUAGUACACAGCAGUGGUCAUUUUGAUACAGCAGUAUCACAGUUCAGAACAGUAAAAGCACAUUUUGAAUGUGGAAAAAAUAUUUGUAAGCCUUAACAUCCUUUGUUCAAAUAGUAUGAGUACACCAGGCCAAUGCUUUAUGGUCAUUAUAAAGGAAAAAGUAGGCUGCGCAUAUGUCAUGGUCUAAGCUUUUUUCCUCCCUUUAGAUGUUGUGUUAUUCCCAAGGGAGUUUCUUGCUUCAUCAUAUCAGGGGUAGGCUUAUGUCUUGUUUAUGUCAUAUUUAAAGUGCCUGGUUUGCUUCUCAGUUGUAAUUUUGUGUAUGUUAUUUAAACUUUUUUCAUUUUUGCAAAUGUUAUUUUUUAGCAUUAAGUAUCUAUGAGUUUAAUAAAGUGCUGUUUGUUUAACCAGA
Molecule: messenger RNA, 1805 nt
Organism: Lonchura striata (white-rumped munia)
Lineage: Eukaryota; Metazoa; Chordata; Aves; Passeriformes; Estrildidae
Gene: LDAF1
Product: lipid droplet assembly factor 1
Source: RefSeq, a predicted model, not a curated record